Sphaeramia orbicularis (orbiculate cardinalfish) is the source of this 1278-nucleotide messenger RNA. Its product is annotated as protein ANTAGONIST OF LIKE HETEROCHROMATIN PROTEIN 1. The transcript has 2 exons. The coding region runs from base 1 to 1278 and encodes 425 amino acids. The record is from RefSeq and is a predicted model, not a curated record. Lineage: Eukaryota; Metazoa; Chordata; Actinopteri; Kurtiformes; Apogonidae.
AUGGAGAAUGUCGAUGUUGGUAUCCUUGGUAUGUGGCUGUCUGUCACAGCCAGGAGGAAACUGUUGUUCCAGAAGAGGCUGGAAGCGGCGAGACGAAAUACCGAGGAAAAGUACAGGAGAGUUUGGGAAAUCCUCCAGAACUCCGACGAUGAAACGAGUCUGUUUGCACGGCGACACAUGAGGAUCUUUCACUCUUUGCAAAGCUGCCGUCGUAGACCAUCUGUUUGGAAGUUUAACCGAGCUACUGAGUGGUGGGACGUCAUUGUUCCCAGCUUCACUUCCCUUCAGUGGCUGCAGAAUUUCAGGAUGUCUGAGGAGACAUUUAUCUACCUCUGCGACAAAACGCGCCCAGUGAUGGGGAGACAGGACACGACAUUCUGUGAGUGUGUACCUCUGAAGAAGAGAGUGGCCAUCGCACUGUGGAAGCUUGCAACCGGCUCUGAAUACAGAACUGUCGGCCAUCUUUUCGGUGUGAGCAGAACCACUGUGUGCCGGUGUGUACAAGAGUUCUGUGCUGAGCUGUUGUUGGUACCAGACCAAAUUUGUUUUCCAGACCUAGAGAAGUUUGCAGAAAUGGCUGCCUACAGCGAGAACCGGUGGGGGAUCCUGCAAUGUAUUGGUGCUAUUGAUGGAUCACACAUACCCAUCUUGGCACCACAGGAGUACCACUGUGAUUAUUUCAACCAUAAAGGCUGGCACUCCAUCAUCCUUCAAGGUGUUGUAGAUGGAAAGGGACUCUUCUGGAAUGUGUUUGCAGGACUUCCUGGGAGCUUGCAUGAUGCCCGGGUCUUGAGACUAUCCACUUUGUGGGAGUUGGCCAGCCGUAGCAACCUCUUUCCAGUACACACAAAGAAUAUUGGUGGGGUGAAUGUCGGCUACUUCAUCCUGGGAGACUCUGCCUACCCCUUGCAGAACUGGCUCUUAAAACCAUUCCCUGACACUGGACGAUUGACACCAGAACAGCAGAUCUACAACAAGAAAAUCUGGAGAGCAUGGGUAGUGGUUGAAAAUGUCGUUGGUAGACUGAAGGGAGGGUGGCGUUGUCUCAUGAAAAGAAAUGACUGUGAUGUCAAACUCGUAAAAUCUAUGACGCUGACCUGUUGCGCCCUGCAUAACCUCUGCGAGAAUCAUGGAGAGACAUACGACAUCGACUGGAAUGCCCCCGUAACAGCAGCAGAGCCUGUUGUUGCAGUCACAGGGCAUAGAGGAGGAGGGCAGGGAUGUCCGAGAGGGUCUUAUGCGCUACUUGAGCAGCUAAAUUACUACAUGACAUGUUAA